This is a messenger RNA of Saccostrea cuccullata (small rock oyster), 505 nucleotides long. Its product is annotated as pyridine nucleotide-disulfide oxidoreductase domain-containing protein 1-like. The record is from RefSeq and is a predicted model, not a curated record. The transcript is spliced from 4 exons. Lineage: Eukaryota; Metazoa; Mollusca; Bivalvia; Ostreida; Ostreidae. Gene Ontology annotation, molecular function: oxidoreductase activity. Bases 101 to 505 code for a protein of 134 amino acids.
UCCGGGCAGUUUAAAGAUGGAUGCGCCCUAUAGAAUUUUUUUCUUCUUCAGUGACUGUGUAACAUUGACUGUGUAACAUCUAUUGGAGAUAUAUUUCAGCAUGGUAAGAUACGUUGUCGUAGGAGGUGGCAUCGCUGGAGUAACCUGUGUAGAAACGCUUUCAUCUCUGUGCCCAGAAGAAGAGGUACUUCUGAUAACAGCCUCCCCACUGAUUAAAGCCAUCACCAACUACAAAAAGAUAACAAAAACCUUGGAGGAUUUUGAUGUUGAGGAGAGACCAAGCAUUUCCUUACAAACAGAAUGUGUCAAUAUAAAAGUUAUACAGAAGAGUGUGGUUUCCCUCAAUGCUAGGUCACAUGUACUAAAACUGAGUGACGGUGAAGAGGUCCAUUAUCAGAAGCUGUGCCUUUGUACAGGAGGCCGACCAAAGGUAGGAGAUCAGAUCGUUUUUAAGGGGAGGGGUGAUUGGAACACUUAUAAACAAUUUAGUAAGACCUACAGAUAA